This is a messenger RNA of Wallemia mellicola CBS 633.66, 738 nucleotides long. RefSeq lists its product as hypothetical. NCBI's taxonomy places the organism in Eukaryota, Fungi, Basidiomycota, Wallemiomycetes, Wallemiales, Wallemiaceae. The transcript is spliced from 5 exons. The coding region runs from base 1 to 738 and encodes 245 amino acids. The record is from RefSeq and is a predicted model, not a curated record.
AUGAAGGAUGAAGACCUUGCAGAAUUUAGAAUAAAGUGUGAAGAGUAUUACAAAACGAGGUCUAAUGAUAUACAACCGGUCGAUGCUUACUUUAUACAAGCUUUACCUGAAGAAAGAGCUAACUUAACUAAGAUACAGAAUGAUAUACGGAGGCAAUACCACAAUAGUGUUGCCGUAGAGAAGAAGGAGUUUUUACGUACUAUCAAAGAUAAUACGCAGUCUGUCUCAUCAGAUUAUAGAAAUGCACUCAACGGUCUGAAGGAAUUCAUCGAUAAACAUGGUACAAAUAAUCCGGGUAUCGAAAUAUUCUUGAUAUCUUUGUACAACUUCCUACGCUUACAACGUAAUCAUAAACAAAGACUUUGUUGGGUGAUCGAUGAUGGAGUAUUUACAGAAUAUGGUGAUAAUGAAUUUACUUUAGAUGCCUACAAACUAUUGAUAAGAAAAAUCGGACUAAACCUUCAAAUAGAAGACAAUGAGAAAUGUACCUACAUUAUGGCUACCAAUUUUACCAAUUCGGAAUUGAGCGCCUUAUCGAGACAAUUUCCAAGUAAAAUCAAACGUAGUAGAAGAAUACUCCAAGCUGUAGCUACAUCGGACGAAGCGGAGCAAGGUGUUAGAAAUAUCAACAAACUUGCUACCGGUAGAGUACAUAUAUCAACACAAGAUAGAGAAGAAGGAUACGAGAGCAGUUUAAUAACUGAAUUGUACAAUUAUUUCUUAGAUUUAAUCUUUUAA